Molecule: messenger RNA, 618 nt
Organism: Rubroshorea leprosula
Lineage: Eukaryota; Viridiplantae; Streptophyta; Magnoliopsida; Malvales; Dipterocarpaceae
Source: the annotation of a GenBank genome assembly
UAAUUUCUCUUGCAGUGUGUCACUGACAAGUCAUUCUCUCCUCCAUGGGCAUCAGUAAGUUCUUAACCAAAAACAUUCCAGUUCAAAGAAACGGAGAUAACAACACAAGGCCAGCUCCCACCCCCACAACCGGAGCUGUGAAGUUGAGCCCGCCCCCCUCGGCCUCUUCCUCCUCCUCCUCCUAUACGGUAGCUUACAAUAAAGAGGAAGUCCCUUUUCCUGGCGGAAACGUCAACAAAGGCCCUGGUGCCGGAGGCAUCAAUUCAGGCACAAAAUCGGGAAGUAUCAAUGACAACAAGGGAGAAAUUAAUUUCUAGCUGGUGCGAGUUUCUAUUUUUUAACUUGAAUGAAAGAUGUUACUUAUGAGCAGAUCAUGAAGGUACGUACGUUCCCGAUAAUCAAUAAAUAAUUUGCAGCUGCUUUUUUAUAUUUAUGGGAAUGUAUGGUCGAAAACCGUAAAGGGUGUUGAUGAGGUUUGAUCUUGAAACUUAUUGAAAGUGUGAGGGUUAACGUUGAGAUUUAGGUAUGUGUUCAUAAGAACUUUCUUGAAUGUAUAAACUGUAUGUGCUGAGUGAACUUCAUUUUAUCUUAUGUUAUGAAUAAUCUGUGUUUUGAGAG